Molecule: messenger RNA, 5918 nt
Organism: Ostrea edulis (European flat oyster)
Lineage: Eukaryota; Metazoa; Mollusca; Bivalvia; Ostreida; Ostreidae
Product: arrestin domain-containing protein 17-like
Exons: 8
Coding region: 1591-2640 (349 amino acids)
Biological process (GO): protein transport
Cellular component (GO): cytoplasm
Source: RefSeq, a predicted model, not a curated record
GACAAGUUGGAACGAAAUCGAAUUCUACCAGAUUGAUUCCACUUUGUUAGUUUAGUAUUGUGAUAUUAAAUGAAAAUCCUUUUGUUAUGUGAAUGAAAGACGUUAGCAUGUGUAUUUCACUACAAAAUAAACAAGCACACGGGAUUGGGUGGUCAUUUACACUGGCUUUCAAAAUACCAUUAGAUAGAAAUCUGUAAUAAAAAUAGGGAACUGCUGGGAGCUAUUCAAAAAUUAAGCAUAUUGUUUAAGCGUAUAGUUAAAGCAUGCGUUGCUUUGUGGAUACAGUCCUGUGUAACGACAUUUAGGUGAAAUGUGUUGAAUAUAAAAAUGUAUAAACAUGCAGCUGUGUAGCAAUAUAUGGGUGAUGUAAUUUACCUUAAAAGUCUUUUGAUCUGUAAACUAUUAUGAUAUAUUGCGGGGUCGGGAUCGAGGUAGACAAAUUCAAUGGUAAAUGUUGGACAUGAAUUUCAUUUUAAAUGGGUCACGUACAUUUUUGUGGUUUAAUUGAGAAAAAAUACCAUUGUUUGGGGCGUUUUGCUUUUGUGGUUGAAGUUUAAUUCUCAUGGUGGUGUUUAAUGAAUUAAAUUGGGAUGUUGAAAUUCAAGAGGUACAAUAUGUAAUUAUAAUAUAAUAUUCUGUAACUGCACGAGAAAAUAAUCUCAUGGAGAUGUCAGUGAUAUUUGGUGUUGCUGUAGAUCAUGUCCUCAGAGAGAAAUCUAUCUUGGAGAAAAAGAAGAAAGAAAAAAAACAAGCCAAUCAAAAAAUGAAGAAAUGUGAUGUGUAUUUUAAAAAAAAAAUGAAGCUUGAAAUUGGUUUCAUUCAUUAGGCAUUUCUUUAACUGCAGGGAAGAAUAUUUCGAAAUGACAAUGGGAAAUUUUUGAAAUUUUCAAUAGACCCUGGAGAAGAAAAACAUACACUUGAGUUGUAUAUGAUAACUACGAAGGAAUCACCUGUUAUAUUGGUCUCUAAUUACACUCUCUAGCAGCUAGUUGAAAAUAAACACCAGAUAUAUUAGACAAAAUUGUUACUAAUUAUAUGCACUAAUGAAGACAAAUGGUUUCCAGCAUUCAUUGUUUUAGCAGUUUGGAUACCAAACAUAUGCUGGUGGUGGUAGAUAAAUAGUGUAUUGAUAUGUGCAUUGGACAAGAGAGAGGGGCCUGGAUAUUGGGAAUUAUAUUAUGAAUGAAUUAUCUCUACAGCUGGCUAUUGUUGUAAGAGGAUUUAAAAUCAUUUAGUCGCUGGGAGUUUAAUGGGUCUCGCUGUAGGAUUUAUACCCUUGACUGCUUCUCAUGUUCACAGAGUGCUGUUUCCUCUCUGCCAAUACACAAUUCUUUUUUUUCCGUUUAUUGAAGGCUUUUUUUUCUCGCAGUCUCUAUGAUGUUGUUUAACGAGCAAAUUGAGCUGGAAUGUCUGUUUGACUUUGCCCAUUGUGAACGAGCUGUUUUGAAUUGAGUAUUUUCGCUAGAGAGCUGUUGCAGUAAUAACUGUGUCAAAUGACGUUUUGGAACUGCAUGUAAAAUUCCCAUGGUAGAACGUUUGACGGGAAGGCGUUUAUACACACUUUCGGAGUUUUAAGCCUGAACUUUAGCCAUGGAGCUGGAGAAGUUUCAGAUCAUCUUUAACAACCCAUCUUCCAUAUACAAUGCCGGUGACACAGUUUAUGGGUAUGGUUGGGCAGUCUUCAAAGAACCCAUACAUGUACAGACUGUGUGCAUGGAGGCUAUUGGGGAAGCCAAGGUGGAGUGGAUGACAUCCAGUGACAUUCAAGCAUCAGAUGAAGAGGUGUUCAACUACACCACAGUCCUCCCCAUUAAAGGAGAAGACAAGGAGACACAGGGUGCUACGUUGCAUGAAGGUUCGCACUACUUUCCAUUCGAGUUCACGCUACCAUUAAAUCUUCCAUCGUCUUUCAAGGGUAAACAUGGCCGCUUGCGGUAUUUUGUUAGGAUGACCAUUUGUACCUCUGGUGGGCCUCAUCCGUCACGGACGAGUAAAUUUGGAGUUCAAGGGUCACUUGAUCUAACAGCAGAGCCAAAUGCUACGCUGUCCGUGGAAAACGACACGUUUGAACCCCUGGGGUCAUUGUGCUGUAUAUCUGGAACAGUGACGGCCAAGCUCCACCUAGAGAAAAAAGGCUACACAGUCAAAGAGUCCGUUCCAGUGUGUGCCGAAAUCAAAAACCUCAGUAGUCGCAGGAUUAGCGCAACCUCGGUGUCAUUAAUACAGAACGUAACCUACUACUCGUACAGAGGGCGAUUUUCUGAGACCACGAAACUCGUGACAAUACAUAAAGGAGGGGUGGGGCCACGGGGGAAACAGACCUGGCAAAAAGAGUUACUGAGUAUCCCAACCACCCCUCCCUCUCACCUCCACGGCUGUAAAAUCAUAGAUAUACAGUACUGUAUCGAGCUGGCCAUCAAGCCCUCCGGCUUUGGUAAGAAGGUGAAAAUCCCGGUGGACAUCAUUAUUGGCACGGUUCCCACAGCUAAGCCACAGUCCCAGAAAACUUCCUAUCACCCUCUCCCGUCCAUUGUCAAAGACGACGUGAUUCCGUUCCCGUUCUUCGAGCUCGGGAGCAGUCCUAGUCAACACAUGCUUCCUACAGCUCCUCCAUGGGAAGAGGAUGAGGACAUUCCAUGAGCCUCGGUGUAUACCUGUGUUUUCCAGGGAUGCUGGAAUUAUUUGCAACAUUUGGUGAAAUGAAGAUAAUCAUCAGUUUUAAGUGUGUCUACAGUUACUAUGGAAACCUCAGGAGAUCUAAAGAUUUCGGGACCAGCAUUAAUACGAGUAGUUCUGAUGCCAUAUUGACAAAAAUACCCCACAUUUUUGUGAAAAAUAGAAUAUUGAAGUCUAUUUGUAGAUUUUUUGCAAUAUUGUGAGCAUAGAUCUGAAACACGUGUAAUAUUAACUGUAUAUGAGAUCUGAAACACGUGUAAUAUUAACUGUAUAUGAGAUCUGAAACACGUGUAAUAUUAACUGUAUAUGAGAUCUGCGUUUUUCUUUGUUUUCUAUUGUUAUUGAUAUGUUAGUUCAAAACAUUCUCUUUUAGCUCAAUCCCUUGACCUUUGAUUUUUAUGUUUUUUCCUUAUUUGAAAAGUUAUUUGACUUGUGAGUUUAUUAUUCCACAUCUUCAUUUUAAUGAUUUUGUGAAGAACUUGGAUCACACGUCACUUUUGUAAUAAUUUUCAGCAAUAUGUUUUCUCUGGUUUAGUUCUGUGUAUCCACUAAUAUCUCUGUUAUUUAAGGUGUGGCUAUAACAUGCUCAUUUAGUUCCUAGAAAGUUUGAUCUAAUAUUACCAGGAAGGAACUGUGCUAUUUUUAAUGUUUCCUGUAUUUUGAGUGAUAAGAUGUGUUGAGAAUAUUUUUUUUAAACACAUUUUACUAACAACAUAUGCAACUGACACCAAAGAGUUAUAUGGCUUUCAAUUUGUGUAAAUCUUGUACAUAUAAGAAAACAUUUUAUUUUUUAAAAUACAUGAGAGGUGGAAUUGCGAUGUUUCAUUAAAGGUAUGCUGACAUGAAGUGUUGCAGUUCAUACCCUCAUGUAUUUUCAAAAAUGAAAUUUAUUUCUUAUAUGUGCAUUCUAUUUUCAAUCUUAGACCAUUGAAAUAGAUGAACUAUAUUUAUCAAGAUUCAUAUGUGCAUUGUUUACAACUGUAAUGCAUUCUGGAAGAAGUAGCUAUCAUUACCAAAAGAUAUCAAAGGCAUUAGAAAUGUAAAUAUAUCAUGAUAAAGGGGGGGGGGGGUAGAUUCUUUUGCAUGAAAAGUCUUCUUUUUGUGAAAUAAAGGAAUUUUUUAUUACAAAUUUGAAUAAGAAAACUUUAAAAGGACCAUAUAUUGCAUAUCCCUUCUCCAAAUAAAAAUAGAGGCAUGCACACUAAAAUGAAAAUGGAUAGCCCCACAUGAACAAAUGAAGGAAUACCUAUGGAGAAAAUGUGACAUUGUAGAAAAAUAUUUUUCUUAAGAUGUAGAAAGACUUGAGGUCUAGUCGAUGUGAAUUUUGCAUGUGCCACAUUACGGAGAAAAACAUUAUUUUAUAGAGUGGGUUGUGACUUCUUAGUUUCCGUUUGUUCACCCAAUCUUAAUUUACUUGUUUUAUAAUAUUUUAUUCAUGAAAAAUCUAGUUAAAGAGAAAAAAAAAAUAUUUAGUUAGUUGUACCUAUAUUAUUUGUAUUUAUGCAUCAUCAAGUGCUAAGGGCAGGUAACUCUAAUGUUUGUAUUUGUUGUGCUUAUUUUUGUUUUAAAGCAGUAGAUUGUAGUUUAAAACCAUGUAUGUGUUCAUUUAAAAAAAUAUUACAGCUCAGUUCAAGAAUUCUCAGAAUGUGAUGACAAUUUCUUAUGCAAAUUAUUAUACUGUUCUGUUUACAAAAAGUUGAUUUGUUUGAUUACGGGAGCAGGGGCACUGUGAGUGUUUUUCAUUUGCAAAGGAAUUCUUUGUAUUCAAAGAAGAGAAUUUUUCUUUGCCUUGUCUCUUAUUUAUAUGGACAAAAUCUGUUUCAACACUUUAAGCAAUUCUUACGAAUCCGAGUUAACGAGCAAUUGUUUUAAAAUGAUGCGAUGUAUCCAAGUUAAUGAGUAUUUGUUUUUUUAAAUGACAUGAUGUAUUCAAAGUUUAACCUUUACAGUAAAUAGCUAGGAAGUAUACAUGUAUUGUGUACUUCUAUUUCCAACUUCACUCUUGUACACCAAUAGCUUUAUUUCAUGAUAACAAUUUUUACUAACUUUAUAUAUGCUAAAUCUAUUCUCUUUCUGUAUCACUUACUAUAUAUAGAUUUUAAGUUUACACGGUGUGUCACAGGGUAUUAUGUCCGUGCAGUGCAUAUUUUACAUUGAUGUACAAACCUGUCCCAACUUUUUUGGAAAAGUAUGCAAAUAUUUUUUGGCCACCCUCCUCCAUAUUUGGAGGUUGGCGUGGAUGAAGACAACCAGCAUUAUAAAUGACCAACCAAUGUGUGAAAACCAAAACAGCGAUCUGUGAUUAGUCUCUAUCUAUAGCGAUGUGUAGCUGUGUCACUCAGAUAUGAAGGAUGUGUAAUUGAUUGAAUACCUGGCAGAAUUAACUCUUCUUUUCAAUGAAUAUUUGAGUACACAGAUGUCUAAGAAUUCUGAUGAUGGAAUUGGACCUGCAAUACAGAGUCAGACUUACAUGAUAUGCCGUAUUUCUGAGUAGAAUUGCAAUAUUGAUGAAGUUUAAGGAAUGCAAGUCAUUUCUGUUUGUUGUGUAUCAUUUUUCUGACCAUAGUCAUGUAUUUCUGUCUUUCCCUCUUUCUGACAUUUAUUCAAGCAUUGAAUGAUUAUUUUUUUUAACAUCUAUUGUAAUAAUAAGCCGGAACUUUGCGGAUACAUAUGUAUACAUUUAAUGUGAAGGUGUUACGACAAUUUUGUGAAAAAAUAAUCAUUUAAUGCUUACAUAUGAUUUAUAUUUUCUUUUGGUUAUUUGAAAUUAACACUUACUCUGUAUAAAUGUGAAAUUAACAGUUCAGCAACAGCUAGGUUUAUCCGCUCAAUACCGGCUUUGACUGGUUCUAUAACACAAAGAGUUCUGCACAGUGUCAAGUCCUGAUUUUCUCUGGCAGGGUUGGAAACUAGAAUACUCUCGGAUUUAUUUUGGAAUAUGACAAAAGAUUUCGAUGUACUUCCAUGAAGAAAAUUAAGUGAAAUGUAAUUAUAUUACAGUAAAAGUUAUUCAGGGUUGAUCUUGUAAUGACAAUUUCGUUUCCUUAACGAGAUGUCAUUCAGGUUUUUGUUUACAAGUGCUUAUUUUGUAUUUUUUUAUGGUUUACUUUCAGAAUGAGUAAAAACUCUUUACUUUGUUUGACUGUAUGUACAGUGUAUGUAUGUAAUUUACAUGUGUGCACACACAUGGGAAUAUGUUACAAUUGUUAAUGAAAUCAUAAUUAAAGGUUGAUUGCAAUGAU